Messenger RNA from Anneissia japonica, 3566 nucleotides. RefSeq names its product sorting nexin-2-like. The record is from RefSeq and is a predicted model, not a curated record. Lineage: Eukaryota; Metazoa; Echinodermata; Crinoidea; Comatulida; Comatulidae. Bases 243 to 1802 code for a protein of 519 amino acids. Gene Ontology annotation, biological process: early endosome to Golgi transport. Gene Ontology annotation, cellular component: endosome; endosome membrane. The transcript is spliced from 14 exons. Gene Ontology annotation, molecular function: phosphatidylinositol binding.
GAUACGGUCAGGUCUUGGGAGGAGCACCGUGACGUAGACUAGGCCUAGCCUAGAUCGUUUUUCCUUCAAGUGAAAAGUGCAACAACGUUUUUAAAAAUGAAUAUUAGUUUUAUUUCAUACAAGUAUUUUUAUUAGCUGAAACCGUAUUAUUUAUAUUUUGAUUAAAAAAAAUAUACAGUAAUACAAAUUGUUUCUGUCCGUUGUGAGUCUAUUCUUGCCACAUUCAACUCACAUGACCAAUCAUGGCUGACGAACGUGAACCACCUCCUCUCUUUGAAGAAGAAGGAGAGCAACUAUUCAAAGAGGAGGAUAAGCAAGAAGAAGAAGACAUUUUCAAAGAUGCUUCCGAGACCAAACCGACUGAAAAUGAAAAGCAAAAGGAACUGUCAGAUAGUGAUGAUUUGUUUGGAGAUGGAACUACCAAAGAGAUUUCAUUAGAUGAUGCACAAGAUGAUGAACCAGCAAAUCUUGAUGCAGAACCAAUCGACAAGAAGGAUGAUGAAGAUGAUGAACCAGUUGAAGAUUCUCUUCCUUCUUCCCCAGCAACAGCUACGGCAACUACCGAGACGGUGGCUGCACCUGGUGCCUCCAAAGCCAAAGCAGAGGAAAAAAAUGAUGAGAGCGAUCUGUUUGAAGAGGAUCAAGACAAAUUCGAGAUGGAAAUUGUAAUUACUGAUCCACAAAAAGUUGGAGAUGGCAUGAUGGGAUCAUAUAUGGCUUAUAAAGUAAACACAAAGACUUCAAAUCCAGCUUUUAAGAAAUCCGAGAUGAGUGUAAUGCGACGUUUUAGUGAUUUUCUUGGACUAUAUCAGAAACUGUCUUCAAAGCAUGCCACCAAAGGGAUCAUAGUACCUCCUGCUCCUGAGAAAAGUGUUGUUGGUAUGACUAAGGUAAAGAUGGCAAAGACACAAGAAGAGACGACAUCGAUGGAAUUCAUUGAGAAACGCAGGGCUUCUUUGGCACGGUUUCUAAACAGAACUGCUAACCAUCCACAACUCUGCACCGACAGUGACUUUGUAGAAUUCCUUGAAAAAGAUGAUUUGCCAAAAGCUACAAAUACGCAGGCCUUGAGUGGAGCGGGUGUAAUGAGGGUUUUCAACAAAGUGGCUGACGCAGCGUCUAAGGCCACCUCUAAGAUGACAGAAUCUGAUCAGUGGUUUGAGGAAAAGCAAAAUCAAGUUGACAAUUUAGAGCAGCAUCUGAAGAAACUACAUGCUAGUGUUGAAAACAUGGUGCUUCACAGGAAAGAUCUUGGUUUAGCAACAGGACAGUUUGCCAAGAGUGCAGCAAUGCUGGGUAAUUCUGAAGAGCAUACAGCUCUUUCCAGGGCUAUAUCUCAACUAGCAGAAACCGAGGAGAAGAUAGAUGCUCUACAUAUGGAGCAAGCCAAUACAGACUUCUUCAUAUUUUCAGAACUAUUGAAGGACUAUGUUGGUCUUAUUGGUGCUGUCAAGCUUACCUUCCGUGAACGUGAAAAGUGCUUUCAUGUGUGGCAGAAUGCCCAAGCUAUGUUAGCUAAGAAACGAGAAACUGAAGCUAAACUACAGUCUGCAGGCAAACCAGACAAACUAGCCCAAGUUAAAUCAGAAAUCAAAGAGUGGGAAGAAAAGGUAGAAAAGGGACAAGAAGAGUUUGGGAAGAUAUCAAAGACCAUCAGAAAAGAAGUUAGCAGAUUUGAACAUAAUCGUGUACGUGAUUUCCGUGAAGUUGUCAUUAAAUAUUUGGAGGCUCUGAUGGAUCACCAACAACAGCUCAUCAAAGAAUGGGAAAACUUUUUGCCGGAAGCUAAAGCCAUUGCAUAAAUUGAUGUUACUCCCCCUGGUGGAAUCAUGACAAACAUGCCGAGUGCAUUAAACAUGUCAGGUCUUUGUAUUCCCCUCAGAAUGAUCAUGUAUUGAUUAUUUAGUUGUUGUUUUAUGUUGUUUACAAAUGUUAUUUUAUAUAUAAUACGUCUAAAAGCUAUUUUAAUUAAAAUGUAUGAGUGCUCAAAAUAAUGUAGUAGCGUUCAUUUAUUGUUUAAGAAUUCUACUCUGCCGCUAUUGGAUUUUUGUGGCAGAAUUAAUGUUGAAUUACUUUAUGCACUUUGUGUAUAGAUCAAACUAUCAUUUUUGUAGAAUUUGUACUAGGCCUAGUAAUUUUUUGAUUACUGAAACAGUAAUAAUAACAACUAAUUAUGAGUUAUUAUGUAAGGUUUUUAUACACCAUGAUAGAGUACAAGGUCAUGAGAUCUCAGAACAUUAUUCAUAUACAGUUCAUACAUCAUGAUAUUUUUGACAUAAUUGCAUUUCAUAAGCUGUGUUUUUGUUUUAUUUAUAUACGUUAAAAUUUAAUUAUAUUAUAUGAUACAGUAUAUGAAUAUUCACCAUUCCAUUAUGUUGAUAUGUUUUGUAUAUUAUAUUUCAUGUUGCAAUUUUUGUGGAGAUGCGGAUCAAUACUUUAAUAACCAGUAACGUCAGUGUUUGGUGUGUAAUGAACGUUUGAAAUUAGAGAGCUUGCGAUUGCGUGACAACAUGAUGCUAUAACAAAUUCACUUGUGUGACUGUCUUACGUUCUCUGCACAAGGUAGAUUCGGCCAAAUUCUGUCCUGGAAUCCAUGCGAAUCCAUAACUGGACGGUCUUGUGUGUGCAGAUGACUUUUAGUGACGUCAUUACGUUCUGCCGUUGUCAUGCAAUUGAAGCCCCUUAUUAGCUUAAAAAAAACCUGAAAACAAUGUUUGCUAUGUUGCUAUUCUACGACCUCAUUGCUGUCAUUGCUAAUGCUUUUGACUGCAGCACAAUUAGAUUUUGUUUACUGAAUUACUUCACCUGCUCAAUUUUGCCUUCGAUAUGAUGUGACGCAGAUCAUUUUGGCUUAUACAAAUGCUAUGUAACUCAGAAUCGUUUAGAUUCCUGUGCUUGACAGUGAUUUUCAAUUUAUUCAGUAACCAAUCUAUAUACAUUAUAUACAUAUAUAUAAUGUAUGUAUGUGUGUGUAUAUAUAAAUAUAAAUGUUUUUAUAUGUAUAUGUAUGCAUUGCUUCGCAGAAAGUGAAAUUCAUCACUGUGCUUAUGCUAUGUUUGAAUUCUUAAUGAAUAUAAGCUGGACAGAAAGAUUAACCAAUGAUGAUGGUGUAAUGUUGGUUGGAUAUAGACCUAUAGUAACACUAGGAAAAGUCAAUAAAUUACUUGUGACAAGUCUAAGACUAUAGAUAAGCAACAACAGAUUCGAAUCGAAUGUUUAUGUUCAGAUCGUGUAACUUCACUUUGAAAGAACUAUAAUUUUAAAGGAUAAGUGACUUGUUGAUACUCAAUAUAGGCUCUUUAUUCCAAAACAAAUGUCUAAGCUAAAAAACAAAUUGUUUUAAACCCAACUCAACGAUGUCAUAUCUAGAGAGCAUGGUAUUAAUGUAUACAUACACUUUGCAGUACUUAUAUCUGUAUGGUUGAUUAAAAAGUAAAAUUAUGAUAGUAUUUUUUUGAUUGCAUUAAAUGUCAUCAGAGAGAUGCUAUAAACUCUCUGAUAACGUCACAAAAAGUUUAUUAUUAAAGUUCAGACAUUUAUUUGUCAGAAAGUGAAAUUGAUCACUA